AUGUCGUCGCCACUUUUUGAUGUUUGGGAGGCUGCUUCUGCCUCGCCAUACCAGCCAACCGUCGGCAAAAACUCUCAAUUCCUCAUUGGCUCCGUCCUGCUGUUUGCUGCCUUCAUUCUAGCCGGCGUCUUUGGACUCAACCGAUCCUUCGUAAACCUCUCCCUGCUCGGCGUUCCAGCUUCCUUAGCUUUCGGAUUCGGUGCAGUCUAUAUGAUCUGUGCAGUCGGAGUCUACGUUUAA
Aaosphaeria arxii CBS 175.79 is the source of this 240-nucleotide messenger RNA. RefSeq lists its product as uncharacterized. NCBI's taxonomy places the organism in Eukaryota, Fungi, Ascomycota, Dothideomycetes, Pleosporales. The transcript has 4 exons. The record is from RefSeq and is a predicted model, not a curated record. Gene Ontology annotation, biological process: protein N-linked glycosylation. The coding region runs from base 1 to 240 and encodes 79 amino acids.